Messenger RNA from Tigriopus californicus, 2543 nucleotides. Its product is annotated as lactoperoxidase-like. Gene Ontology annotation, biological process: response to oxidative stress. Bases 43 to 2334 code for a protein of 763 amino acids. Gene Ontology annotation, molecular function: heme binding; peroxidase activity. NCBI's taxonomy places the organism in Eukaryota, Metazoa, Arthropoda, Copepoda, Harpacticoida, Harpacticidae. The transcript has 5 exons. The record is from RefSeq and is a predicted model, not a curated record.
GCCAAGGCAGACUGGUGAUGUGCAUCAAGUCCAUCUCUCAACAUGGCUUGGAAACAAGUGUGUCUCCUCUUCUUUGGGUUUGCUUUGAUUGGACAUUCCGUGGGUGUGAGCAUCCGUGAGGCCAUUGCCAAAGCUGAUGCGGAGUUGGCCGCAGAGAAGCGAACCAUGGAGGCAGUGCACACGCCAGCCACUCGAGCCAGCCGCAAGGGGAAGAAGUACACACGAGAAUCCAAGGCCAUGGACGCACGGAACCGCUUGGUGAAGAGAAGCGCAGACAUGUUGAACAUGGACAAGUUCAUGUCUGAGGAUAUCCUCAUUGCCAGCAUUGAAGGCACCAUGCAUGAGAUGUUCAACUCUGGUGGUGUUCCUGGAGGCAUGGCUCAAUCAUGCCCUCACCUGCCGUUGGCCAAUUUUGCUUGCUCUCCUGAGGCCCAACAUCUGGAAUGUGACCCUCAAAUGCCGUAUCGCACGAUCACUGGGCUGUGCAAUAAUUUGAAGUAUCCACUAUUUGGAGCGGCCAGCACGGCGCUCAAACGACUGAUUCCACCCGCAUAUGCUGAUGGACGAGGGCAACCCAGAGGAACUCGCUUCUCAUCCUUGGCCAAUGAUUUCAGUCCAAAUAGUAUCUGGGGCCAAGGUUCAGGCAACUGCUUUUCCCAUCCGGCAUCACUAUUGCCCAAUCCCAGAUUGGUGAGCACAAAUUUCCAUCCAGAUGCCGACAAGCCAACCAAUGAGCUCACCCACAUGUUCACCCAAUUGGCUCAAUACGUGGAUCAUGAUAUAUCAAUUUCUCCCGAAAUCGAGGCUGAGGAGUGUUGUGAACAUUUCACGGAUGAAGAAUGCUUCCCCAUCUUUGUACCCCUUAGCGACACCUUUUUUGGAGUGGACGUGAGCCGAACGCCGCCUCUCUUUGGCCGAGCCUUGCCUCUUGAGCAAUUGGAUCGCUCUGUCUUGUCAGCAGAAGCCUGGAGGAGUAUGGUCCAAAACGUUACCCAAAUGAGAAGCCAAAGCGGCGAGGAGGCUGGGUCAUCUGAGCACCCUGCCACAAAUGGUGAGGUCACAUGCUUGGAACUUACUCGAUCCACAGCCUUUUGCGAGGGGUCGGCAGAUCAUCAGGGUCCUCGAGAGCAAAUGAACGCAGUCACAGCUUUCAUUGAUGCCUCCCAUGUGUAUGGAUCUUCCACUGAAUUGGCGUCCUUGCUGAGAGACGAUUGUGAUGGUCUCUUGAAAGUGACCAAGACUGAGACUGGAAAAGAGUUGCUCCCCAAGCUGGAGUUUGACGAAGAGCUCCAAUUCUUGGCCGGGGACAGCCGAGCGACUGAGAUGGGAGCACUUGCAGGCAUGCACACCAUUUUUGUCCGAGAGCACAAUCGCAUUGCCAGAGGGCUGAAGGAUCUCCGACCCCAUUGGGAUGAUGAGACCCUGUACCAGAACGCUCGUCGGAUUCUCACCGCCGAGUGGCAAAACGUUGUGUUUGGCGAAUUUCUCAGCGCCAUGCUGGGCGAUUCUGUGGUGGACUACAAGGAUCUUGGGACCGCAGGUGACACCAUAUACGACCCAAAUGUGGAUGCCACCGUGGCCAAUGGAUUCUCCACGGCUGCUUUUCGUUUUGGUCACACUAUGAUUGAGGGUCUCAUCACAAUCUUCUCACUGAACAGCCCUCCUGCUGAAAUUGAUACACUCAUGGUAAAGGAUACAUUCUUUGAUCUCACCCAGUACCUGGCCGACGACGGAUUGGGCAUGGAGCGGCUUUUGAAUGGCUUGAUGAACCAAGAGGCCCAGGCUUAUGACCGCUUUUUGGCCGAUGAUGUCACCAAUUUCCUGUUCUCAAACAAUAACGGUGGCAUUGGACAAGAUCUUGUGGCUAGGAACAUUCAACGUGGACGAGAUCACGGUAUUCCCGGAUACAAUGAAUGGAGAGCAUUCUGUAAUCUCCCUAAAGCGUGCUCGUGGAAUAACCGGCCUGCCGAGAUCUCUCAAGACAAUUGGGAUCAGCUUCGAGACACCUAUGUCAAUCCGGGUGACAUUGAUCUAUUUGUUGGAGGCCUGGCUGAAGAGUCCUUUGAGGACGGGGUUCUGGGUCGAACAUUUAGCUGCAUUAUAGGAGAUCAGUUCAAACGAUUGAAGUUUGGCGAUCGUUUCUUUUUCACCAACAAAGCUGGACCGCACCCAUUUGAUCACGCCCAACAAGAUAUGUUGAGGAAAAGGAACCUGGCCGACAUAUUUUGCGACAACACCGACAUCCAAGUCCUGCCUAAAAUGGCCUUGAAACGGAAUUCUCCUUCUUUGAGGUGUGAGGAUGCGUUCCAAUUGGAUUUGGAGAGAUUUGUCUAGGAGAGCAAGCCCAACUUGCCUAAAAUGUUUGAUACUGAUGAUGAGGACGAGGAAGAAAAAAGAAGACGGAACCUGCUCUUUCAUGUUGCCCAUUGUUCGUGUGCCUUGACUUUUGAGAACUAUUUUGACAAAUCAAUUCUUGUGAAUACCCAUAUUUGUGAAAAAGGCAGGGCUGAAUCUAUUAUGAAUAAAUCCAUUUAGCAUUUGAA